AUGGUGAUAGUUGGGGAUCCCGACGGUCCUUCCCGAAUCGGAAUCCCUAUCGAUGCUCUGGUAUCGGACUUCGUUGUUGAAGAUAGUUGGAGGUUGCCACCUGCUAGAUCGGAUGAUCAGGUUCUGGUUUAUGCUUCCAUCUCUCAGCUCAGUCCAUCGUGCAGAACUGAUUACCCAGUUUGGAUUGUUGCUGGCAAAGUUAAGGAUUCUUUCUCCUCUAAAGAGGUUUGGGAUAUGAUUAGGAAUCGCAAAGCUCAAGUCGCCUGGUUUCCUCUUGUCUGGCAUAAGGUCGCUAUUCCGAAGCAUGCUUUCUCGGCCUGGCUUUUUACCCUCAACAGAAACCCAACUUUGGAUAGACUUUCUGCUUGGGGUUUGGAUGUCGAAAACACUUGUCUGCUAUGUGGCUCCUCUACUGAAUCGAGAAACCACCUGUUUUUUGAAUGCACCUACUCCUAUGAGGUUUGGCGAGAGGUGCUCGCUCAUCUUCACUUAUCCUUCAUCCCUGGAUCUUGGAAUGAGGUCGUGCUUUGGCUCCCCACUGCGACAACGACAAAGGUCCAGUUUCUAGCUUUGGUCCAGGGAUGGCAAGCCUCAAUGUUUGAGAUAUGGGCUGAGCGCAACCGGCGUUUUCAUGAUGGGUUUUCCCUAAGACCCUCUCAGGUACUCCUUAAAAUACUGGCUGUUCUUAGGAACAAAUCCAGGGCUCUUCUUCAAAUUGGUUCGAAAUAUGGCGAUGGCCUGGUCGCCCUUUGGACGCCGAAUUGA
Eutrema salsugineum is the source of this 765-nucleotide messenger RNA. RefSeq lists its product as uncharacterized. The transcript is spliced from 2 exons. Lineage: Eukaryota; Viridiplantae; Streptophyta; Magnoliopsida; Brassicales; Brassicaceae. The record is from RefSeq and is a predicted model, not a curated record. Bases 1 to 765 code for a protein of 254 amino acids.